This is a messenger RNA of Peromyscus eremicus (cactus mouse), 2385 nucleotides long. RefSeq names its product arylsulfatase family member K (gene Arsk). The record is from RefSeq and is a predicted model, not a curated record. Bases 73 to 1713 code for a protein of 546 amino acids. NCBI's taxonomy places the organism in Eukaryota, Metazoa, Chordata, Mammalia, Rodentia, Cricetidae. The transcript is spliced from 8 exons.
CCGUUGCUGCUCAUUACUGGGCAGCAGUGCAAAGACGGGCCCAGUGGCCGCGUCUGGACAACCCUGCCCGCGAUGCUGCCGCUGUGGGUGUCGGUGGUCACAGCGUCGGCGCUGGCGGCGCCGGCCCCCGGAACACGAGAGCAGAAGCAGCAAGUGGCCCAGGCACCCAACGUGGUGCUUGUUGCCAGUGACUCCUUCGAUGGAAGACUAACAUUUCAACCAGGAAGUCGGGUGGUAAACUUUCCCUUUAUCAACUUCAUGAAAACGCAUGGCACCACCUUCCUGAAUGCCUACACUAACUCUCCUAUCUGCUGCCCAUCUCGUGCAGCAAUGUGGAGUGGCCUCUUCACUCACUUAACAGAAUCUUGGAAUAAUUUUAAGGGUCUCGAUCCAAAUUACACAACAUGGAUGGAUGUCAUGGAGAAGCAUGGCUAUCGGACUCAAAAAUUUGGAAAACUGGACUAUACUUCAGGACAUCAUUCCGUUAGUAAUCGCGUGGAAGCCUGGACAAGGGAUGUUGCAUUCUUGCUCAGACAAGAAGGCAGGCCUGUGGUUAAUCUUAUCUCUGAUAAGAAUAGAAGGAGAGUGAUGGAAAGGGACUGGCAGAAUACAGACAAAGCGAUCGACUGGCUAAGACAGGAAGCCAUUAACUACACCAAACCAUUUGUCCUUUACUUGGGAUUGAAUUUACCACACCCUUACCCUUCACCUUCUUCAGGAGAAAACUUUGGCUCUUCUACAUUUCACACAUCUCUUUACUGGCUUGAAAAGGUAGCCUAUGAUGCCAUCAAAAUCCCAAAGUGGUCAGCUUUGUCCGAAAUGCACCCUGUGGACUAUUAUUCUUCCUAUACAAAAAACUGCACAGGGAACUUUACCGAAAUGGAAAUUAAGAACAUUAGAGCAUUUUAUUAUGCUAUGUGUGCUGAGACAGAUGCCAUGCUAGGUGAAAUUAUUUUGGCACUUCGCAAGUUAGAUCUUCUUCAGAAAACAAUUGUUAUAUAUACUUCAGACCAUGGAGAGAUGGCCAUGGAACACCGCCAGUUUUAUAAAAUGAGUAUGUAUGAAGGAAGUGCCCAUGUUCCACUGCUGAUGAUGGGACCAGGAAUCAAGGUCAACCUACAAGUGCCAAAUUUUGUUUCUCUUGUGGAUAUCUACCCUACAAUGCUUGAUAUUGCUGGGCUUGCUCUGCCUCAGACCCUCAGUGGGUACUCUUUGUUGGGGCUGUCAUCAGAGACUUCUGCAAAUGAGCAGACAUUCAAAAUCCACCGUCCGCCUUGGAUUCUAAGUGAAUUCCAUGGAUGCAACGUGAACGCCUCCACCUACAUGCUACGAACCGGCCAGUGGAAGUAUAUAGCCUACUCUGACGGUGCUUCCGUGCAGCCUCAACUCUUUGAUCUUUCCUCAGAUCCAGAUGAGCUAACAAAUAUUGCUACAGAAUUUCCAAAAAUUACUUAUUCUUUGGACCAGAAGCUUCGUUCUAUUAUAAACUACCCUAAAGUGUCUGCUUCUGUCCAUCAGUACAAUAGAGAGCAGUUUAUCAUGUGGAAACAGAGCGUAGGGCAAAAUUACUCAGCUGUUAUAGCCCACCUUAGGUGGCAUCAAGAUUGGCAGAAAGAACCAUGGAAGUAUGAAAAGGCCAUCCACCAGUGGCUCACAGCCCACUCUUCUCCAAUAGCUGUAGAAGACAACACAACUUUGUCAAGAUAUAUAUGAACGUGUUGAUAAGUAUUAAACUGAAAAGCCUUAGUAAUUGCUAAUUUUACUUUCUUUUAAAAUAAUGUAUUAUAUCUUAAGUGCCAAUGAUUACAGAACUACAUAUUUACAAAACUGGUUACUACUAAGACCUUAUUUUUGCAGACCUCUGACGGUUCAAUAGCAGAAGUAUUUAAAGGAGAGGAGCACGCAUUCUUGCUGGUUUUUUGGAUAAUAUAGAAUAUGAAAUAUUUUAACAACUGUUGGUUAUUACUUAUGAAUCAUGAUGUUUCAUAACUUAGUUAUUUUUAUGUAAUUUUUGAAUGUAUUUGAUGUGUUAAAACUAUUAAAUGGGACACAAACUCUGGACAUAGCUGGUUUUAUUUCCUUUGUUUAAAAAAAAUGUGCAAAAGGUAAAGCUUCAAAAGGUAGAACAUGAAACUCCUUCCUUUCCCAGUCAGCUCCCUCCAAAGGCAACUACAACCACAGUGUUAGUAUCCUUUUGUAGACAAGCUGUACAUUUGCCACCACUGAAAUGAAUAUGCUCUUUACACACAACAUGCAGGCGUACACACAAUUGGUAAUAUGCUAUUAUUAUAUAUUAUAAAUAUACACUAUUUCUUUUUGCAUAUUGUGCUCUGGCUUACUUAUUUUUUAUUGGCAAUUAAAAUAGAUGCUGAGAAGUGAAAUUGC